AUGUGUUUAAGGGGAAAAGUUCUGAAAUAUCGUGAUAAACGUAAAGAAUUAAUAACAGACAUUGAAAAGGAUGAAAAUGAUGAAGAAACUUUAGUUGAAAAAAUACGUACACUAUUAAUUAUAAAAUCAACAUCCUUUAUUAAAACAGAUUAUUAUCGUGUUUGUAAACAAGCACAUUUAGAAGGUAUAGUCAAAAAAUUUGGUUUAAAACUAGAUAAAUUAGGAGAAAACCUUCAUGAAAAUUAUAAAAAGAAAAAUGAAAUUGAUCAAAAUCCUAUUGAAUCAUUAGCAACAUGUAAAGAAUUUAUUUGUAAACAAUUUCCAAAUACAUAA
Messenger RNA from Rotaria sp. Silwood2, 333 nucleotides. NCBI's taxonomy places the organism in Eukaryota, Metazoa, Rotifera, Eurotatoria, Philodinida, Philodinidae. The record is from the annotation of a GenBank genome assembly.